UGGUGUUACUGUUAUCCCAUAUAGUCAUUAUGUCUUGCAACACGAAAGGCAGCGUUUUGUUCUCUGGUUUCAGAGCUUUGGGACUAUACUGCAAUCAUCUUCCACACGUGGUUCGUUAUCACAAGCGGCACCGAAAGUUUUAUUUAGUUACAGCAGUGGGGAAAAGUUUCCAUACUUACAACGUGAAGAAGGUUGGAUUGUGCCAGGUUAGUAAUGCCCUCCCAGAAGACAUCUCCUGUUUGGCGGCAGACAGAAUGCUGGUCUUUGCUUCACAUGGAAAUCUUGUUAAGGCAUUUGCUCGGAGCAAAGAGGUGGUUCAUACAUACAAGGGACACAAUGCUGAAGUUCAUCUUGUACAGCCUUUUGGUGAUCAUAUGAUCUCGAUAGAUAAAGACAAUGUCCUUAUUGUCUGGGAUGUACAGUCAGAAGAGGAGUAUUUGCAACUGAACUUUGACAAAACUGUCUUUACCAUCUCAGCAGUGAUGCACCCAAGUACGUACCUCAACAAAAUUCUUCUUGGAAGCCAGCAGGGAGUUCUGCAGCUGUGGAAUGUAAAAUCCAACAAACUUUUGUACACUUUUCCUGGAUGGGGAUCAGGAGUGACUGUACUUGAACAGGCUCCAGCUGUAGAUGUUGUAGCAGUUGGUCUUGUGUCUGGCCAGAUUGUUCUUCAUAAUAUUAAAUACAAUGAAACACUGAUGAAGUUCCAGCAAGACUGGGGUCCCAUUACUGCAAUAUCAUUCCGUACAGAUGGACAUCCUAUGAUGGCAGCUGGCAGCCUAGUGGGGCAUGUCGGAUUGUGGGAUUUGGAAGAGAAAAAGCUGAUUGCUCAGAUGAGAGAUUGCCAUUCCACUGCAGUUGCAGGAAUGACAUUUGUUCAUGGAGAACCACUUCUAAUUACUAAUGGUGCUGAUAAUGCUAUAAGAAUCUGGAUAUUUGAUGUACCUGGAGGGGCAGGACGAUUGUUUAAAUGCCGCGUAGGCCACAGCGCCCCACCUACUAAGAUAAGAUACCAUGGACAGAAUGCUCAUCAGAUCCUAAGUGCAGGUCAGGAUGGGACUUUGCAGUCCUUCUCUACUGUUCAUGAAAGUUUCAAUAAGAGCCUGGGGCAUGGAUCAAUCAAUAAAAAGAAGUCAAAAAAGAAAGGCUUACGAUUUGAUACAAUGAAGCUUCCUCCUAUUACUACUUUUGCAUCAGAAACCGCUCGUCAGAGUGACUGGGAUGGGAUAAUUGCUUGUCACAGAGGAUUCCUUAUUGCUACAACAUGGAACUACCAGAAGACAUCCAUGGGGGCCCACAAACUGGAGCCAGAAAGAUUUAACAAAAACCGGGCAUUAAAUGUGCAUGCAACAGCUGUAGACGUUACAUCUUGUGGAAACUUUGCUGUAGUAGGCCUUUCAUCAGGUCAUGUGGAUGUGUACAACAUGCAGUCUGGCAUUCAUCGUGGUUGUUAUGGCAGUGAAAAAGCUCAUGAUGGUCCUAUCAGGGGAGUUGCUGUUGAUGGACUAAAUCAGCUGACUGUAACUGCUGCUGGGGACAACUUGAUCAAAUUUUGGAAGUUUAAGUCGAAGGAACUACUUCAUACUACUAAACUCGAGUCCGCCCCAAGCACUACACUGCUGCACAGAGACAGUGGCAUGUUGGCUGUUGCAUCCGAUGACUUUAUCAUCAGCAUCUUGGAUAUAGAAACCAGGAAAAUUGUCAGAAAAUUUUCAGGACACCAACGACAGAUAACCGACAUGGCUUUUAGCCCUGAUGGACGGUGGUUGAUCACAGCAUCAAUGGAUUGUUCGAUUAGAACAUGGGAUUUGCCAUCUGGAUGCCUCAUAGACUGUUUCUUGUUGAACUCAGCAGCUGUCAGCAUCACAAUGUCACCAACUGGAGACUCCCUGGCCUCUUCACAUGUGGAUGACCUAGGAAUUUACCUCUGGUCUAACAGUACACUGUAUUCCCUGGUUUCACUGAGACCACUUCCCACAGAUUAUGAGCCCACCAUUCAAAUGCUACCUGGAACUUGUCCUGAACAAGAUGUUAAUGAUGUUGAAGUUCAAGAAGAAAUAAGUGAAGAAAUGAUAGAAUAUGACUCACCUGAGCAGCUAGGAGAACAACUGGUAACAUUGUCUUUGCUGCCAGAGUCAAGAUGGAAGAAUCUCAUUAAUCUAGAUAUCAUCAAGCAAAGAAACAAACCAAAGGAGCCUCCUAAAGUGCCCAAGUCUGCACCAUUCUUCAUCCCAACUGUUACAGGUCUUGUGCCUCAGUUUGCUGUACCUGAGAAACAAGGUACCGAAGAUCAGUCAAAGGUGAUGGCUCUUGGAAUGUUGACACAGAAGUCCAAAUUUUGCAGACAACUUCAAGAUGAUUUGAGCAUCGAUAACUAUAAAGCUUCAAUACAGCUUCUUAAAGAAAUGGGCCCUUCCAGGAUUGACACUGAGCUAAGAGAAUUGGCUCCAGAGCUUGGAGGUUCUCUGGAAGUGAUGCAGGCCUUCUUAAGAAUGAUUGCGAGUAUGCAGAGUACCAAGCGUGAUUUUGAACUAGCACAAGCAUACCUUGCUUUGUUUCUGAAGCUGCAUCUUAAAGCCAUUGCUACAGAACCCAGAUUAUUAACAGAAACGACAAAAGUGUCUGAACAGCUUGAAGAAACAUGGCUUCACAUGCAGGCACUAUUUAACCAGAGCAUGUGCCUCUUGGGAUACAUGAAAAGUGCCGUACUAUAAUUUUGUUCAUGUCACUGCAUCAUUUGUUUACAUACAUUUGGUACAUCUAGUAUAAAGACUUUGUGUGACUUGGAAGAACUGGAUCAGUAAUGCACACUAUACAUUGUGAAACUGUGUGAAGUAAGAUUUCUCUACUGUAGAGAUUCAGCCAGUUUCAACAUUUGACAGGCUAUAAUAAAUUUAACUGAUUAAGCAAAAUGUUCUAAAACAAUUUUCCAUUUGCCUAUAACAGUUUUUAUUAGAGGUUCAUAUCCUGUUGUGCCUUGAUUUUCUGUAUGAUCUCAUUUGGUUCAUAAACUAAAAUGCUUGCCACCAUUCUAACAAUUUCCAGAUUGUGUAAUUUAUUUAUUAGUAGUUACUGCAAUAUGUAUAUAGGUAGUGAAUUAUUUGAAUAUAUUUUAAUAGUGAAGAACUAAUAAAGCCCUCACUGUGUAAAUAUA
Messenger RNA from Protopterus annectens (West African lungfish), 3154 nucleotides. It is a transcript of the gene WDR36, whose product is annotated as WD repeat domain 36. Gene Ontology annotation, cellular component: Pwp2p-containing subcomplex of 90S preribosome; small-subunit processome. NCBI's taxonomy places the organism in Eukaryota, Metazoa, Chordata, Ceratodontiformes, Protopteridae. Bases 30 to 2714 code for a protein of 894 amino acids. Gene Ontology annotation, molecular function: protein binding. Gene Ontology annotation, biological process: rRNA processing. The transcript has 23 exons. The record is from RefSeq and is a predicted model, not a curated record.